Messenger RNA from Myripristis murdjan (pinecone soldierfish), 3627 nucleotides. Its product is annotated as CSC1-like protein 2. Gene Ontology annotation, molecular function: nucleic acid binding; calcium-activated cation channel activity. Lineage: Eukaryota; Metazoa; Chordata; Actinopteri; Holocentriformes; Holocentridae. The coding region runs from base 476 to 3037 and encodes 853 amino acids. The transcript has 25 exons. The record is from RefSeq and is a predicted model, not a curated record. Gene Ontology annotation, cellular component: plasma membrane.
UAUGUUACCACGGCAACGUACCCCGAUAAAAAGUAAACCACCUUCAUGGUACAGAAAACCCAGCAGGGUUAACCUGAAGUGACCUCACUGAGCCCAGAUCAGCUGCAGGUACAGGCCUCAGGUAGCCCUAACCCAAACACCUGAGGACCCUAACACCUGAGGACCCUAACACCUGAGGACCCUAACACCUGAGGACCCUAACACCUGAUGACCUUAACACCUGAGGACCCUAACACCUGAUGACCCUAACACCUGAUGACCCUAACACCUGAUGACCCUAACACCUGAUGACCCUAACACCUGAGGACCCUAACACCUGAUGACCCUAACACCUGAUGACCCUAACACCUGAGGACCCUAACACCUGAUAACAGAGCAGAUCAGACCAACUGAGAGGAGCACAGAGUAACGCAGCAGCUGUGUCAGGUUUCCUGUGAAGAUGCGGCAGUGAGCGUGCUCAGCGCUGAGCGUUACCAUGGCGAUAUACAGCGGCGGCCAGGCGUGCGCCGGGCAGGAAAACUGCUCCACCAACAACGAGUCCAAAGACUACUGCUACUCCGCCCGCAUCCGCAGCACCGUGCUGCAGGGCCUGCCCUUCGGAGGCGUGCCCACCGUGCUCGCCCUCGACUUCAUGUGCUUCCUGGUGCUGCUCUUCGUCUUUUCCAUUUUGAGGAAGGUGGCGUGGGAUUACGGCCGCCUGGCACUCGUCACCGAUGCAGACAGACUGAAGAAGCGUUUCAGCGACUUGGAGGAGCGGGAAUACGUUGCCUCGGCGAUGCACUCGGAGACGCCGGACCGCUACGAGCGCCUCACCUCCGUCUCCAGCUCCGUGGACUUCGACCAGCGAGACAAUGGCUUCUGCUCCUGGCUAACAGCGAUCUUCAGAAUAAAGGACGAGGAGAUCCGGGAGAAGUGCGGCGAGGACGCCGUGCACUACCUGUCCUUCCAGCGGCACAUCAUCGGGCUGCUGGUGGUGGUGGGCGUCCUGUCCGUCGGCAUCGUCCUGCCCGUCAACUUCUCCGGAGACCUGCUGGAAAACAACGCCUACAGCUUCGGACGGACCACGAUAGCCAACCUGAAGUCCGGGACCAACCUGCUGUGGCUCCACACCUCCUUCGCCUUCAUGUACCUGCUGCUGACCGUCUACAGCAUGAGGAGACACACGUCCAAGAUGCACUACAAGGAGGACGACCUGGUCAAACGCACUUUAUUCAUCAACGGCAUCUCCAAGUACGCCGAGGAGAACCACAUCAAGCAGCACUUUGAACAGGCGUAUGAGAACUGCACCGUGCUGGAGGCUCGUAUCUGUUACAACGUGGCCAAACUGAUGUCUCUGAACGCAGAGAGGAAGAAGACUGAGCGCAGUAAGAAGUUCUUCACUGAUCUGAUGGCGAAGGAGCACAUGCCCACCAUGAUCAACCCCAAACCCUGUGGUCACCUGUGCUGCUGUGCCAUCACCGGCUGUGAGGAGGAGGAGGCCGUCAGCUUCUACACCAAGAGAGAGGCCAAGCUGAAGGAGGAGUACAGGAAGGAGAAGGAGAAGGUCAACACCAAGCCGCUGGGCAUGGCCUUCGUCACGUUCCAGAACGAGGCCAUGACCGCCAUCAUCCUGAAGGACUUCAAUGCCUGCCAGGUGCAGGGCUGCCGCUGCCGGCAGGAGCCGCGCUCGUCCCAGUUCAGCGAGAGUCUGCACGUCUACAACUGGAGUGUGUCGUACGCCCCGGACCCCCAGAACGUCCGCUGGGAGAACCUGUCUCUGGGCGGGAUCUCCUGGUGGAUCCGCUGCCUCAUCAUCAACUGCAUCCUCUUCAUCCUGCUCUUCUUCCUCACCACGCCCGCCAUCAUCAUCUCCACCAUGGACAAGUUCAACGUCACCAAGCCGGUGGAGUACCUCAAUAACCCGAUCGUCACUCAGUUCUUCCCCACCCUGCUGCUCUGGGCGUUCUCUGCCCUGCUGCCCACCAUCGUCUACUACUCCGCCUUCUUCGAAGCUCACUGGACCAGGUCAGGGGAGAACAGGACGACGAUGCACAAGUGCUACACCUUCCUGAUCUUCAUGGUUCUGCUGCUGCCGUCGCUCGGCCUCAGCAGCCUGGACGUGUUCUUCCGCUGGCUCUUCGACAAGAAGUUCCUGGCCGACGCCACCGUCAGAUUCGAGUGCGUCUUCCUGCCUGACAACGGUGCGUUCUUCGUGAACUACGUCAUCGCCUCGGCCUUCAUCGGGAACGCCAUGGACCUGCUGCGGAUCCCCGGCCUGCUCAUGUACAUGAUCCGGCUGUGCCUGGCCCGCUCCGCCGCCGACCGCCGCAACGUCAAGAGGCACCAGGCCUAUGAGUUCCAGUUCGGGGCGGCGUACGCCUGGAUGAUGAACGUCUUCACCGUGGUGAUGGCCUACAGCAUCACCUGUCCCAUCAUCGUGCCCUUCGCGCUUCCUCGUCACUUCCUCCUCUCUGCUGAUUGGUUCAUGUGUUCAUGUCUGAUGUACAUGCUGCUGAAGCACCUGGUGGACAGGUACAACAUGUACUACGCCUACCUGCCCUCCAAACUGGACAAGAAGAUCCACUCUGGAGCCGUGACGCAGGUGGUGGCCGCGCCCAUCCUCUGCCUCUUCUGGCUGCUCUUCUUCUCCACCGUGCGCACAGGGUUCGUGACGCCGACCUCCAUGUUCACGCUGGUGGUCCUGAUCGUCACCAUCGUGGUCUGCCUGUCCCACAUCUGCUUCGGACACUUCAAGUACCUCAGCGCACACAACUACAAGAUCGAUACGAAGGAGAACGACGUGGACGGAGUGGAAAAUGGCCGUCCUGCUCGCUCCUCUUCCUCUCCCACUAAUAAAUCUCAGCAGCAGCAGCAGCAGCAGAUGUACAUCGCCCAGGUCCUGCAGGAUCCCAACUCGGACGAGCCGGGCGGCGGCAGCGGCGAGGAGGACCGGGGCUCGUCCCAGGACGAGGAGAUGCUGAACGGAGGAAACAGCAUCAACGAGGCCGACUUCCAGUCGGGGGAGGACAGUCUGAUCGCCAACGAGGUCCACCAGUAGCUGCAGGAGGGGGGCGGGGCUAAAGGCCAGAGAGCAGGAGGCAUCACAUCCACACAAACAGGAACACAACACACACACACAUUUCUUUGGAAAACUGGUACUCACACACACACACACACACACACACACACCUGAGCUCAGCGGGCUCUGGAGCCUCAGACUGAUUCAGAGCGCUGUGAUGUCUGGUUGGCCCCGCCCCCUCCCAGCCCGGCGCCAGGUCGCUCGGUCUGCACACGUGUGGGAGCUUCCUGGGAUCAAACGUGCGACACGCAGACUGACGCUGUACAUAACCACAAAGCCAAACGUCUCUCUGUCCUCCGUGCUGGGCGGGGCCACGCCGUGCUGGGCGGGGCCACGUCGCGCUGGGCGGGGCCACGUCGUGCCCGGCUCCACCUUCAGUUUCGUCUCUGUCCAUCUUCACUCGUGUCUUCACUCCUGAUCCCACGCCGGGUCACCUGGACUGCACCUGGCCGAGGGAGCCGCCGCUCACAAACACAGACACAGACACAAAGGCUUUGGCUCGGCCCGGCUCUGCUCGGCUCGGCCCGGCUCUGCUCUGCUCGGCCCGGCUCUGCUCGGCUCGGCUCGGC